AUGCAGUUCGUCGUGGCCACACAGCCAUGCAAGAUUAGUUACAACAACAAGCAAGAAAAUCUCUGUGUCUGCUGCCAAAAGCCGGUGCGAAGCUCGACGCCCCUCUUUGGACGCGACUCCUACCUUGAGCUCGUUGACAUUGAUUGCUACCACCACAGAUCCUCAGCAGCGGAUCACUUGUGCCACCUCUGUUCUUCGGCGCUCGUAUCAAUCGGGCGACAUCCGCGAACCUCUACAAUAUGGCAACAUACCUCGACGGUCGUGCCAUGUGUGUGCCAGGAUGUACAGUAA
Akanthomyces muscarius is the source of this 291-nucleotide messenger RNA. RefSeq lists its product as uncharacterized. The transcript has 5 exons. Bases 1 to 291 code for a protein of 96 amino acids. NCBI's taxonomy places the organism in Eukaryota, Fungi, Ascomycota, Sordariomycetes, Hypocreales, Cordycipitaceae. The record is from RefSeq and is a predicted model, not a curated record.